AUGUUCUCCGAUAAAAAUGAAGUUAACCUUCUCGACAUUUUUAUUGCAGCUGAUGAAAUUGAAUUAUUUGGAAUUAGUCAACAAGUUGAAAAACGCUUGCUAGAAACCGAAUUAGCUUGGAAAUUUCCAGAAGACUUUAUUACAAUAUAUAAUGACUUAACUAAAUGGACACAAUCAGAUUUUAUGGAACUUGAGGAAGUUUUACAUAAUUGCAUUCUUCAUAUCAGAUUUUUCCAAUUUUCAUUUGAUGAACUUCGUUUGGUUACAACUCAAUAUAAAGAUAUUCUUGCAAAUAAUCUUCUUGAUGAAAUUUAUCAACAUUUGUCAGAUUUUAAGCCUAAACAUAAUGAUUUGCCAAAAAGAGAAUCUGCGUAUUCUUUUAAUUCUAAAAUUAUCAGUGCUAAAGACGCAGCAUUGAUAGCAAGUUGGAUUGAUAAAAAGCAAGGAAUGCCUUAUC
Dentiscutata erythropus is the source of this 457-nucleotide messenger RNA. NCBI's taxonomy places the organism in Eukaryota, Fungi, Glomeromycota, Glomeromycetes, Diversisporales, Gigasporaceae. The record is from the annotation of a GenBank genome assembly.